CUUUAAAAUUAUAUUUAUUAUCAAUUAAUAAUAAUAAUUAUGAAAAUAAAAAAUUAUUUUCUAUGUACCAAUUAAUCAAUAUUAUUAUUUCGAAAUAUUUAUUAUCAUUUUAUUAUUAUAAGGAUAUUAUUUUAAAUAAAAGAAAUUUGAUUGUGAAGGAGUUUAGAGAUUUGGAAAGUUUACAUGUAAUGUCACAUAAUCAGGUUGAAAAUUUUAAUGGGUUGAAAAUAAAUAUAUGCAAAGAUGAAAUAAACGUUAUGGAAAAUUAUUUUAAUUUACAAAGUAAAAGUUUUAAUGAAAAUCAAAUAGAAAAGAAAGAAUUAGUAGAACUAAAUAACUUAGGUUAUUAUUAUCAAUAUGGGAUAGGAAAAAAUAAAGAUGAAUUUAAAGCAUUUGAAUGUUACUUAAAAUCAGCAGAAGGAGGAAAUUCUGAUGCACAAAAUAACUUAGCUUAUUGUUAUCAAAAUGAGAUCGGAACAAUAAAAGAUGAAAAGAAAGCAUUUGAAUGGUAUUUAAAAGCAGCUAAUAAAGGUGAUUUACACGCGCAAUAUAAUUUAGGUAUUUGCUUCCAGAAUGGAAUAG
This is a messenger RNA of Rhizophagus irregularis DAOM 181602=DAOM 197198, 582 nucleotides long. The record is from RefSeq and is a predicted model, not a curated record. Lineage: Eukaryota; Fungi; Glomeromycota; Glomeromycetes; Glomerales; Glomeraceae.